This is a messenger RNA of Oldenlandia corymbosa var. corymbosa, 2218 nucleotides long. Lineage: Eukaryota; Viridiplantae; Streptophyta; Magnoliopsida; Gentianales; Rubiaceae. The record is from the annotation of a GenBank genome assembly.
UGAUCAGCAUCCAACUACAAAGUCCCAAAGUUUGGUACCCACAUUAACUUACCUCCCAACUACCUUUCCUUACUACUCUUAACUCCUUCACCAUAAAUAAAUACUUCUUCACAUUUUUCAUUCCAAUAACACUUAUCUCCAAAAAAACACACAAAAAGAAAACCAUCCCACAUCUCCAAUUUUUAUUUUUAUUUUUUUAACCAUGGAUGAAGAACAACAUCUUCUAUCAACCGAGAUUGUGAAUCGAGGGAUUUCUUCGACGGGUCCGGAUGCCGGUUCGCAAACGUUUUCGGUGCGGGUCCGGAGACGAUUGCCGGAUUUUGUUCAGUCAGUGAACUUAAAGUACGUGAAGUUAGGGUACCAUUACCUGCUGACUCAUGGGAUUUAUUUAGCAACGGUGCCACUUUUGGUGCUUGUAUUUAGCGCUGAAGUCGGAAGUCUGAGUCGGGAAGAGAUAUGGAGGAAGCUGUGGGAUAGUACCGCGAGAUAUGAUCUCGCAACGGUGGUUGCUUUCCUUGGAGUGCUUGUUUUUACGCUUUCGGUUUAUUUCAUGUCUCGCCCUCGUCCCAUUUACCUCCUUGAUUUUGCUUGUUACAAGCCUAGUGAUGAUCUCCAGGUGACAAAGGAGCAAUUUAUUGAGAUGGCAAGAAACUCAGGGAAAUUCGACGAGGCAAGUCUUGAAUUCCAGAAAAGAAUAGUGGAAUCAUCCGGGAUCGGAGACCAAACCUACGUCCCAAAAUCCAUAAUGUCCUCAGAAAACACAGCAACCAUGAAAGAAGGACGCGCCGAGGCAUCAACUGUAAUGUUUGGGGCACUAGACGAAUUAUUCGAAAAAACGAGGAUCCGCCCUAAGGAUGUCGGGGUCCUGGUUGUCAAUUGCAGUAUUUUCAAUCCGACCCCUUCACUUUCGGCAAUGAUCAUAAACAAGUACAAAAUGAGGGGCAACAUUUUGAGUUUCAACCUUGGGGGAAUGGGCUGUAGUGCUGGAAUUAUAGCAUUGGAUUUGGCUAGGGAUAUGUUGCAAGCAAACCCUAAUAGCUUUGCUAUUGUUGUUAGCACUGAAAUGGUUGGUUUCAAUUGGUACCCUGGAAAAGACAGGUCAAUGCUGAUUCCGAAUUGCUUCUUCCGGAUGGGUUGCUCCGCCGUGUUGUUGUCGAAUCGCCGCCGUGAUUAUGCUCGUGCCAAAUAUAGGUUGGAACAUAUUGUGAGGACUCAUAAAGGUGCUGAUGAUCGCAGUUUCAGGAGUAUAUAUCAAGAGGAAGACGAGCAACGAUUCAAGGGAUUGAAAAUCAGCAAAGAUUUGGUGGAAAUAGGAGGGGAUGCACUCAAGACUAACAUCACCACACUUGGUCCACUUGUGCUACCAUUCUCAGAACAGCUUUACUUCUUUGCGACUUUAAUAUGGAGGCAUCUAGUUGGUGGCGGUGCUAAAAAAGGAGGUCAAAACUCACAGGCCAAAAAGCCCUACAUCCCUGAUUACAAGCUGGCAUUUGAACACUUUUGUGUCCAUGCUGCCAGCAAGACAGUUCUUGAUGAGCUCCAAAGGAACCUCGAACUAAGCGAGAGAAACAUCGAGGCCUCGCGAGCCACAUUGCACCGCUUUGGUAACACUUCGAGCAGCAGCAUUUGGUACGAGUUGGCGUAUCUGGAGGCGAAGGAGAGGAUCAAGAGGGGCGAUCGCAUCUGGCAGCUGUCGUUCGGAUCAGGGUUCAAGUGCAACAGUGCUGUUUGGCGAUCGAUGAAGCGUGUGAGGAAGCCAUCUCAAAACAAUCCAUGGCUUGAUUGUGUUGAUAGGUACCCUCCUCCUCCUGCUCCAAGAGCUUUGUAAAGCUGGUGAAGAAAAAAAAAGAAGAAGGUUUAAAACGUUUGAUGAUUGAUGGCAUUGGAUUUCUUCAUUCCUUAAUUAGGUUUUGCUUUUUUUGGUUUAGUUUGAUGAUGUCUACACUUUCUUGAAACUUGAACAGUGAAAAUGUAGAAAUAUCACUUCAAUUAUAUUUGAAAAAUCAUACUACUGUGUAGUGUUGUGAUUCCUAUGUCUUUACUCUUUACACUCCCACUUGUGACUUCCUUGAUUAAUUAUGAAACAUGACUACCUAUUGUAUGAUAUUACACAUUGUAUUAUGGUAUUGUCUCCAUGCUUUAAUUAUAUAAUGCUUGGAGUUAGCUAAAGACUAAAUAUGAGGAAGUCCUAAAAGAAAAACCCAAGCUCAAUUACUCC